Mesoplodon densirostris (Blainville's beaked whale) is the source of this 1515-nucleotide messenger RNA. It is a transcript of the gene ABHD12, whose product is annotated as abhydrolase domain containing 12, lysophospholipase. Gene Ontology annotation, biological process: monoacylglycerol catabolic process; phosphatidylserine catabolic process. The record is from RefSeq and is a predicted model, not a curated record. Gene Ontology annotation, cellular component: endoplasmic reticulum membrane. NCBI's taxonomy places the organism in Eukaryota, Metazoa, Chordata, Mammalia, Artiodactyla, Ziphiidae. The transcript has 13 exons. Gene Ontology annotation, molecular function: monoacylglycerol lipase activity; phosphatidylcholine lysophospholipase A1 activity. The coding region runs from base 133 to 1329 and encodes 398 amino acids.
CGACCCCGGCCGGCAGGGACGUCUGGGCGGCGGGCUAGAGGCGGCGGCGGCUCACCUGAGCGGCUGCUCUCCUGAGCGGCGGCCGGCGGCGAGGCCCAGGGCGAGGGUGAGGCCGGCGGUGCUGGCCACGGAAUGAGGAAGCGGACUGAACCCGUCGCCCUGGAGCAUGAGCGCUACGCCGCCUCGGGCUCGUCCUCCGCCGGCUCGGCCGCCGCGGCACUGGACGCUGACUGCCGCCUGAAGCAGAACCUGUGCCUGGCGGGCCCCGGGCCGGCCGAGCAGCGCUGCGCCGCCGACGCGGGCAUGAAGCGGGCGCUGGGCAGGCGAAAGGGCCUGUGCUUCCGACUGAGGAAGAUACUCCUCUGUGUCGUGGGGUUGUACGUGGCCAUUCCAUUUCUCAUCAAACUGUGUCCUGGGAUACAGGCCAAACUGAUUUUCUUGAAUUUCGUGCGCGUUCCCUAUUUCAUUGAUUUGAAGAAACCGCAGGAUCAAGGUUUGAAUCACACCUGUAAUUACUACCUCCAGCCAGAGGAAGACGUGACCCUCGGAGUCUGGCACACUGUCCCCACUGUCUGGUGGAAGAACGCCCAAGGGAAGGACCAGAUGUGGUACGAGGAUGCCUUGGCUUCUAGCCACCCGAUCAUCCUGUACCUGCACGGGAACGCGGGCACCAGAGGAGGCGACCACCGGGUGGAGCUUUACAAGGUGCUGAGUUCCCUUGGCUACCACGUGGUUACCUUUGACUACAGAGGUUGGGGUGACUCAGUAGGAACGCCGUCGGAGCGGGGCAUGACGUACGACGCACUCCAUGUUUUUGACUGGAUCAAAGCGCGAAGUGGAGACAACCCUGUGUAUAUUUGGGGCCAUUCCCUCGGCACCGGAGUGGCCACAAACCUGGUGCGGCGCCUCUGUGAGCGAGAGACACCUCCAGAUGCCCUCAUAUUGGAAUCUCCAUUUACUAACAUCCGCGAAGAAGCUAAGAGCCAUCCAUUCUCAGUGAUCUAUCGAUACUUCCCUGGCUUUGACUGGUUCUUCCUUGAUCCCAUCACAAGCAGUGGAAUUCAGUUUGCAAAUGAUGAAAACGUGAAGCAUAUCUCCUGCUCCCUGCUCAUCCUGCACGCCGAGGAUGACCCUGUCGUGCCCUUCCAGCUCGGCAGAAAGCUCUACAACAUUGCUGCACCGUCACGCAGCUUCCGAGACUUCAAGGUUCAGUUCAUCCCCUUCCACUCGGACCUUGGCUACAGGCACAAGUACAUCUACAAGAGCCCUGAGCUUCCACGGAUCCUGAGGGAGUUCCUGGGCAAGUCGGAACCGGGGCGCCAGCACUGAGUGUUACUCGCCACCUGAAGGAGCAUGAAGAUGUCUGCCGUUGUCCCCCCGCUUCCUCCGGCCAGCCCGGCACCCUGGAGAUGCGCCUGGAGAGAACUCGGAUGCCCGCGGGCCAGGCAGAGGAAGCCCUGGCAGACCUGAGGCACCCGCCCCGGGUGGCUGGGAGCACGGGUCUCUGUGGACAGC